AGGGAGGAGGGGGGAGAGAGCAGCCAGGCAACAGCCUCCCUUUCCCCCCCGAGAGCGCGCGAGAGAAGAGGCUCUUCUGACGUCAGGGAGAGGCACGCGGACCAUCGGCUCCCUCUGCUCCGGGUCCCCCCCGUCUGCCCUCCGCCGGAGCUGAGGAACUGCCUCCCCGGAAAGGCAGCAGAAGCCGCGGGGGAAGAGCGCAGCAUGCGGGCCGCCCCCGCUGCUCCCCAUGGAGCUGGCUCUGGUCACCCUGGAGAACGGAGGCGCCAGGGCCCUUAAAGGAGGCGAGGAUGGCUCCCCUGGCGGAGAGCGGGCUGCCCGGCUCAGCAGGGGAGACCUCCUCCUGCUCCAGGUGCCCCCCGCGGCGGCGGCGCCUUGGCUGAGCGAGGGCUGCUCUUCCAAGGAGGGCUGCCCGCAGGCCAAGCAACUCAAGCAGCCCCAAGCGCCCUCCGCCGGGAGCUCCAGGGGCCGCCUCCCGCGCAAAGAAGAGCUGUCGCCGGGGCUGCCACCGCCGCCGCCGCCGCCGGCUGCCCGUCCCGGGGAUUGGGAGGGGAGGAUGCUGGCGGCGGAGGAAGGCGGGCACCGCUUGGGGAUGGCCAUGGCCGAGGAGGAGGAGGAGGCCUGGCCGGGCAGAGCCCCUUCGCCCCCCUCCUCCUCCCUCUGCUCGGAGGCUGGGGUCGGGGAGGGCGCCCUGUACAGCCAGCAGCGGGUCCUCAUCAACAUCUCGGGCCUCCGCUUCGAGACCCAGCUGGGCACCCUCAGCCAGUUCCCAGACACCCUGCUGGGCGACCCCGAGAAGCGCAUGCGGUACUUCGACCCCCUGCGCAACGAGUACUUCUUCGACCGCAACAGGCCCAGCUUUGACGGCAUCCUCUACUUCUAUCAGUCCGGGGGCAAGCUCCGGCGCCCGGUCAAUGUCUCCAUUGACGUCUUCGCGGAUGAAAUCCGUUUCUAUCAGCUGGGCGAGGAGGCCAUGGAGAGGUUUCGAGAGGAUGAAGGCUUCAUCAAGGAGGAGGAGAAGCCGCUGCCUGUCAAUGAGUUCCAGCGUCAGGUCUGGCUUAUCUUCGAAUACCCGGAAAGCUCCAGUUCCGCCCGAGGCAUCGCCAUCGUCUCCGUGCUGGUCAUCCUCAUUUCCAUCAUUACCUUCUGCCUGGAAACUUUGCCCGAGUUCCGAGAUGAGCGGGAGCUGCAGGUGCCCCUCCUCCUCCUCCCCCUGAACGGCACUCCUCCCCCCGGCCUCCCCCGGCAGCAGCCUCCCAGCACUCUGAGUGACCCCUUCUUCAUCAUCGAGACCACCUGUGUCAUUUGGUUCACCUUUGAAUUGCUGGUGCGAUUCUUUGCCUGCCCCAGCAAGCCUGAGUUCUCCAGGAACAUCAUGAACAUCAUUGACAUUGUCGCCAUUAUCCCUUAUUUCAUCACCCUGGGUACCGAACUGGCUCAGGAGCAACAGGAGAAGGAGCAACCAGGAAGCACCAGCAAUGGAGGCCAACAGCAAGCCAUGUCUUUGGCGAUCCUGAGAGUUAUCCGCCUGGUCAGGGUUUUCAGGAUCUUCAAGCUUUCUAGACAUUCCAAAGGGCUACAAAUUUUAGGACAGACUUUGAAAGCUAGCAUGAGGGAACUAGGUCUGCUCAUUUUCUUCCUUUUCAUUGGAGUGAUUCUCUUCUCCAGUGCUGUGUAUUUUGCUGAGGCUGAUGACCCUGAAUCACAUUUCUCUAGCAUCCCCGAUGCCUUCUGGUGGGCUGUGGUCACCAUGACAACAGUGGGUUAUGGCGAUAUGAGGCCUGUCACUGUAGGGGGCAAGAUUGUGGGCUCCUUGUGCGCCAUUGCUGGCGUUCUCACCAUUGCCCUUCCUGUCCCAGUUAUUGUGUCCAACUUCAACUAUUUUUACCACCGAGAAACUGACCAUGAGGAGCAAGCCAUCCUCACGGAUGAGUCCAGUGGUGCUCCAGGCAACUCAGCUAUGGACCUAAAGAGACAAGGCAGUAGAAACUCAUUGGACAAAUCUGUUGUGCACUUGGAGAAUGCUGAGGGGAUCAACAAUGUGACGAGAUCUAAAGAGAAGACCAGUAUCAAAGCUAAAAGCAGUGUAGAUCUCAGAAGAUCUCUCUAUGCACUCUGCCUGGAUACUAACAGGGAAACAGACUUGUAAAACAAAUGAAAGAAAAAUAGAGUAAUCUUGGUGAAGUUGUUUGGCAUAUUUAUUUUUAAAUAUCUCCCGGAAAUACGAAUUUGUGUUGUUGCUGGGUUUUUCUCUUUGUUUGUUUUAAAUGUUCUUUCUUUUACAUGACUAUAAGAGUGUGGCCUAUUUAUUAAACCAGCGAAGAGUAAGCUGAACACCUCCCAUGAUCUAGGAGGCUUUUAAAGCCAUUAACAAAACCGUUGUUGCUUGCAGAUAAUUUAUUAUAGAAAAAAAGUGGUUUCUAAGCAUCCGAUUUGUAUGACAAUCCUCUUAUCCAAACCCUCUUUCUUGUGGAAAGAAAACAAAAUCUUUGUUCGUACUGUACUUUGAAGUUGAAAUACUUCUGUUUUGAAUAUGUGUGAUUAUAUUUAUAAAUGAAAAAGAGCACUUUUCAGAUAUAGGAAUUUAUGAAACCUCCAGGAACAUUUCACUAAAGCAUUCCCCAUGUUUAAGUGCAAAAAGUGGUUUUCUCUUGUAUGAAGUGAAUGUGGUAUGUUCAACCUUCUAGCAGAAAAACAUUGUGUUUACACAGUUGGUUUUUAUCAUCUUGGUAAAAUCCAUCUUUUUUUCUCAAUAAAUAUAUUUAAUACUAUUUCAUAUUUCUAGUAAUCCAAUGAUGUGUUCUUUAUCCCAGAAAAUCUUUUUGGAAGGUUUAUAUUGUCAGUAUUUUAUAAGUGGCAGUUUUCAAGUAUUUCUUUUUUAAAGUAAAUAAUUGUUAAUGAUUGUGUUAGAUUCACAUGCACAAUAGUUCAAAGGUACUAAAAGGAAUCAAAACAUGCAAACAAGCAUGUUCCGGAACUCUGAACCCAGGUUGCAUAAUCCCAUUUACAAACUUGAGUAGCUGGCUCACUGUUUUUAACAAUAAUACUUCAUCAAUGGAUACCUUUGAAGGAAUCUAAUGAAGAAGGCUACUGAAAUAAUACCAAUUAAAUAGAGUUCUUUUGGCUCACAUUCUAGACUAAAUAGUGGAGCAGAGAAACUGACUUUUGGCCUUACUUAGAAAUAAGUUGAUGGACCUUUGCUCUACAGAUAUUGCUGAAGGAUAAUGGCAGAACAACCUUCAUCAAAUUUAGUACUCUUAGGCCUGUUCCAGACUGCCAAAAUAAAGCUGCUUCAGG
Sceloporus undulatus (fence lizard) is the source of this 3297-nucleotide messenger RNA. Its product is annotated as potassium voltage-gated channel subfamily A member 5-like. Gene Ontology annotation, biological process: protein homooligomerization; potassium ion transmembrane transport. Gene Ontology annotation, molecular function: delayed rectifier potassium channel activity; protein binding. The coding region runs from base 230 to 2149 and encodes 639 amino acids. The transcript has a single exon. NCBI's taxonomy places the organism in Eukaryota, Metazoa, Chordata, Lepidosauria, Squamata, Phrynosomatidae. Gene Ontology annotation, cellular component: membrane; voltage-gated potassium channel complex. The record is from RefSeq and is a predicted model, not a curated record.